CAACACAACUCCACCCAGCUCCAUCACUGACAUCAAAACCAGCUUCCAGACAAGGCAGAGAAGAAGAGAAUAAAGGACGCGGCAGGGACUCUUGCAUUCGUGUUCUGGAGAGAAAGAGCAUCAGAAACUCAACAUGUCUUUUGAAGUGAAGGAGAAGAUGGAGGUGCGUCUGGUGUUUUUGGGAGCAGCUGGAGUGGGGAAGACGGCCCUCAUCCAACGCUUCCUCAAAGACACCUUUGAGCCCAAGCACCGGCGCACGGUGGAGGAGCUCCACAGGAAGGAGUACGAGGUGAGGGGCGUCAAAGUCACCAUCAACAUCAUGGACACCAGCGGCAGCUACUCCUUCCCCGCCAUGCGUAAGCUCUCCAUCCAGAACAGCGACGCCUUCGCCCUGGUCUACGCCGUGGAUGACCCCGAGUCCCUGGAGGCGGUCAAGAGUCUGCGAGAGGAGAUCCUGGAGGUCAAAGAGGACAAGUACACGCCUAUUGUGGUGAUAGGCAACAAGAUAGACCGCCACGACGAGCGCCAGGUGUCCAGCGAGGACGUGCUGUCCACGGUGGAGCUGGGCUGGAACCACAGCUUCCUGGAGUCCUCCGCCAAAGACAACGUCAACGUGCUGGAGGCUUUCAGGGAGCUGCUCCAGCAGGCCAACCUGCCCAGCUGGCUCAGUCCAGCGCUGUGCUGGCGACGGGAAACCUUCCCCAACGAGAGCACCAAACGGCCUCCUAUGAACAAGACCAACAGCUGCCUCAUCUCAUAAUGAUGUGGAGCUGCUCGGAGGGGCAACAGCACCGAGAGAGGCUGAGAGCAAACUGCCCAAAAAGAGACUGAAAGGGCUUUGUUGGCGGGGAGACGCACACCAAGAGACUGCGUUAAAUGUGUCAAGAUGCGAAUCAAACACUGAGUCGGUCAAUUCCCCCUCUUUAUGAGGUGUGACAGCAUCGAACCAGCGCAGAGACGCUACAGCGAUGAAAGCAGACACCACCUUAAACACAUGGAAGAAUGUGGCUGAACAACAGUUUGAACAGUGAAGGAAAAAGCGCACAGACACCACUUACUGUGAAUGUUAAAAUGUAAUAAACCGUGACAGUGCAGAGGCAGCGCUAUGAAUCUUAUCUACAGCUUUCUCUCAAAUCUAUAUCUGAUGUUUCAUUUUUUUUGUCUUUGUGAUGCUGGUAAAAAAAAAAAAAGUGCAACAACUGUGAAGUGAUGAGUAUUUAUGCAAAAGUCUGUUUACACUAGAUAAGUUUUCUGAAUAAAGUGAACAAGGAGAACUUUGUAUGUUUAUUUUAACAGCAGCGUUAUGUUGUGAGCUCUUGUGCAGCCUGUCUUGAAACGCUGCUCUGCAAAACCUCAGUGUGCACUUGGUGUGAACAUGUAAACCAUUACUUUGCAUUGCAUACUUGCUGGUGUUUUUCUUUCUCUCGUUGCAUCAUUUUUCAAUGGGAGUUUGCCUUAUUGGACAACUGCCGGCGUCCUCUUCAAAUCUGUACAUACCUGCACUACGCCUCUGAGAAUUUAAAUGGCAUUUUCUUUUCGCCAUGACAGUACAAAGAUCAAGAUGAUGUUUCAUGUUCUUUUUCAGUGCUCAUUUUAAGGUAAAUAAAAGUUUUCCAACAGUA
Messenger RNA from Chelmon rostratus (copperband butterflyfish), 1622 nucleotides. It is a transcript of the gene rasd4, whose product is annotated as rasd family member 4. Gene Ontology annotation, molecular function: GTPase activity; GTP binding. Lineage: Eukaryota; Metazoa; Chordata; Actinopteri; Chaetodontiformes; Chaetodontidae. The record is from RefSeq and is a predicted model, not a curated record. The transcript has a single exon. The coding region runs from base 134 to 760 and encodes 208 amino acids.